GUGUGGUGGGUCAGACUUGGGUUCUGAACCGCUUCCGUCUCGUCCCGUUGGAUAAGAUCGACCAGGUGGUGAUGUCGUACGGUGGCCUGCGGGGGGCGGUGGCGUUCGCCCUGGUGGUGCUGCUGGACAGCGAGCACGUCAAAGCCAAAGAUUACUUUGUCGCCACGACGAUCGUGGUCGUCUUCUUCACCGUCAUGUUUCAGGGUCUGACCAUCAAGCCUCUGGUGAACUGGCUCAAAGUUCCUCGCUCCACCAGCAGGAAGCCCACCAUCAACGAGGAGAUCCACGAGAGGGCCUUUGACCACAUCCUGACAGCAGUGGAGGACAUUGCAGGACUACAAGGAUACCACCACUGGAGAGACAAGUGGGAGCAGUUUGAUAAGAACUACCUGAGUAAGCUGCUGCUCAGGAAGUCAGUGUACAGGAAGAGCGAGCUGUGGGAAGCGUAUCAGAAGAUCAACAUCAGAGACGCCAUCAGUGUGAUCGACCAGGGUGGGAACGUCCUGACCUCAGCCCGACUGUCUCUGCCCUCGAUGGCCAGCAGAGCUUCGUUCCCUGAGGUCACCAACGUCACAAACUACCUGCGUGAGAACGGCAGCGGAGUGUGUCUGGACCUUCAGGUCAUCGAUAACGUUCCUGGAGCCAAAGUAGAAGAAGACACAGAGACACACCACGUCCUCGCUGGAAACCUGUACAAACCACGGAGACGGUAUCAGUCUCACUACAGCCGUCACUUCAUGCCUCUGGGAGAGAAGGAGCGCCAGGACCGCGAGGUGUUUCAGAGGAACAUGAAGAGCCGCAUGGAGACGUUCAAAUCCACCCGACACAAACGGCACAAGAAGGAGCGCAGCCUCAAGAAGCGGCGAGGAUCCGACGUCAAAGAGGACGGCAGCGACAAACCCAGACGCAACGUCAGCUGGCAGGACAAAGAUCCGGUGGUCGUUCCCGUCGACUCGGAGGAAGACAAAGCCGAACACUCGGAUCCUGAGAAGGAGGAAGACGUCGGGAUCACCUUCGUCGCUCGUAAAGCCGAGACACCAAAACAGCGUCCAAAAUCAGUCCCAGCAGCUCUGGACGGCUGUCAGAGUCCAACAGCUGCUCCCCCCUCCCCCACCGGCGGUCACAGCCAUUUGCCGUGGAAGGGCGGCGUUGGCUCCCCCCCCCCCUGCGUGUCGGUGGAGGCCACAAAGAUCAUCCCGGUGGACCUGCAGCAGGCUUGGAACCAGAGCAUUUCCUCCCUGGAGAGCAUCUCGUCUCCUCCCGCCCCCGCCGAGCCCGUGCACCCUCGGGUCAGCGCCCUGUCCAGGCUGAACGCCCCCCGCCCCGCCUCCUACACCCCGCCGGGCAGCGUGACGGGCAGCACCUCCUCCAUCGGGGGGCAGGUGACGCAGGGCUCCUUCUGCUUCCCGGAGAGGAAGAAGAAGAAGGAGGAAGAGGAAGAGGAGGAUGAAGACGGAGCCUCGCAGGAGAUGCAGCCGCUCAUGAUGUCGUCGCUGCGGCCCCCCGGGUCUCUGCCGCCGCCGCCGCAGCCGCCGGGCUCGGCCCCCGGGUCGGGCCGGAGGAGGAACCCCUGCGUGUACCUGAGGAGCCUGGUGACGGCGCCCCCUGCUGGCAGCGAGCCGUACAGCAGAGGCCCCACCCAGCUUUAA
This is a messenger RNA of Scomber japonicus (chub mackerel), 1649 nucleotides long. It is a transcript of the gene slc9a5, whose product is annotated as solute carrier family 9 member A5. The record is from RefSeq and is a predicted model, not a curated record. Lineage: Eukaryota; Metazoa; Chordata; Actinopteri; Scombriformes; Scombridae. Gene Ontology annotation, cellular component: membrane. The annotation marks the transcript as partial. Gene Ontology annotation, biological process: proton transmembrane transport; regulation of pH; sodium ion transport. Gene Ontology annotation, molecular function: sodium:proton antiporter activity. The transcript is spliced from 10 exons.